AUGUCUGGAAACACAUUAAUUGUCCUCACAACAAUCCUAUCUUUUAACCCUUUCUGUACUUCGUCCGCUUGGUCCGUGAACAACUUUUUGAUGACAGGCCCUAAGGCAUAUUUAACUUAUUCCACGAGCGUGGCGGUCGGCGCUCAAAGUGGCAUUGAAGAAUGUAAGUACCAAUUUGCGUGGGAGAGAUGGAAUUGCCCCGAACAUACCCUUCAACUUGCUACGCAAAAAGGACUUAGAAGCGCAACCAGAGAAACAUCUUUCGUACAUGCGAUCAGUUCAGCUGGCGUUAUGUAUACGCUGACCAGAAAUUGCAGUAUGGGAGACUUCGAUAAUUGCGGAUGUGACGAAUCAAGAAAUGGGAGAAUCGGUGGAAGAGGCUGGGUAUGGGGAGGUUGCAGCGAUAAUGUCGAAUUCGGGGAGCGGAUUUCCAAACUCUUUGUUGACGGAUUAGAGACGGGGCAAGAUGCCAGAGCUUUAAUGAACUUGCAUAACAAUGAGGCAGGCAGACUGGCCGUCAAGUCAACGAUGAAAAGGACUUGCAAAUGCCACGGGGUAUCGGGAAGCUGCAGCGUUCAGACCUGCUGGCUGCAGCUGGCAGAAUUUCGAGACAUCGGGAAUCACUUGAAGGUGAAGCAUGACCAGGCUCUGAAACUGGACAUGGACAAGAGAAGGAUGAGAUCCGGCAACAGCGCGGACAACAGAGGAGCCAUAGUGGACGCCCUCGGAUCGGUGGCGGGGACCGAACUUGUUUUUCUGGAAGAUUCUCCGGAUUAUUGCUUAAAAAACGUCAGCUUGGGUCUGCAAGGAACCGAAGGCCGAGAAUGUCUCCAGAGCGGAAAGAACUUGUCUCAGUGGGAAAGACGGAGCUGUAGGCGACUCUGUCUGGAAUGCGGUCUCAAAGUCGAAGAGAAGAAGAUUGAGAUUAUUAGUAGCUGCAACUGCAAGUUUCACUGGUGUUGCACCGUCAAAUGCGACCAAUGCAAGCAAGUCGUGACGAAACACUAUUGCUCCAAAAGAGAAAAGCAUCCGACUAAUGUGCACCCCAAAAGGAAGAUCCGAGGCCAUCGGAGAUGA
Messenger RNA from Spea bombifrons (plains spadefoot toad), 1077 nucleotides. RefSeq names its product protein Wnt-8. The transcript has 6 exons. NCBI's taxonomy places the organism in Eukaryota, Metazoa, Chordata, Amphibia, Anura, Pelobatidae. The record is from RefSeq and is a predicted model, not a curated record. Bases 1 to 1077 code for a protein of 358 amino acids. Gene Ontology annotation, biological process: cell fate commitment; multicellular organism development; neuron differentiation. Gene Ontology annotation, cellular component: extracellular region. Gene Ontology annotation, molecular function: cytokine activity; frizzled binding.